Suricata suricatta (meerkat) is the source of this 1688-nucleotide messenger RNA. It is a transcript of the gene RAB31, whose product is annotated as RAB31, member RAS oncogene family. Lineage: Eukaryota; Metazoa; Chordata; Mammalia; Carnivora; Herpestidae. Gene Ontology annotation, molecular function: GTPase activity; GTP binding. The record is from RefSeq and is a predicted model, not a curated record. The transcript is spliced from 7 exons. The coding region runs from base 205 to 792 and encodes 195 amino acids.
ACCCGAAGUCCCGGGAGGAGCCGGCCGGUGGCCACGUGACCGACCGCGGCUGGGCCGGCUGCCCAGAAAUAGCAGCGACGGCGGUCCCGCCCGCGGGCUGCCGCGAGCGAAAGGCGGGGACUGGAGGACGCAGGCUGGACACGGGCGCGGCGCGGCCCCGGCCCCGGAGGAUGCUAAGCCCCUGCCCGGUCCGGCCCCGAGCACAUGAUGGCGAUACGGGAGCUCAAAGUGUGUCUUCUCGGGGACACUGGGGUUGGGAAAUCAAGCAUUGUGUGUCGGUUUGUCCAGGAUCACUUUGACCACAACAUCAGCCCAACCAUCGGGGCAUCUUUUAUGACCAAAACUGUGCCUUGUGGAAAUGAGCUUCAUAAGUUCCUCAUCUGGGACACUGCUGGGCAGGAACGGUUUCACUCACUGGCUCCCAUGUACUAUCGUGGAUCCGCUGCAGCUGUCAUAGUAUAUGAUAUUACCAAACAGGAUUCAUUUCAUACCCUGAAGAAAUGGGUGAAAGAACUGAAGGAGCAUGGUCCAGAAAACAUUGUAAUGGCUAUUGCUGGAAACAAGUGUGAUCUCUCAGACAUUAGGGAAGUUCCCUUGAAGGACGCUAAGGAAUAUGCCGAAUCCAUAGGUGCUGUCGUGGUUGAAACAAGUGCAAAAAAUGCUAUUAAUAUCGAAGAGCUCUUUCAAGGAAUCAGUCGCCAGAUCCCACCUUUGGACCCCCAUGAAAAUGGAAACAAUGGAGCGAUCAAACUUGGGAAGCAAGCCACGCAAGCCAGCCGGCGCUGCUGCUGACUUGUGGGCCAUGGUCCUCUGUACUUGAAGAAGCCAGAGCCGACCUCCCAUUCUCGGCAGCCUGGAACCCCACGUGGGGAGAAGUGGGAUGCUGGCUUGGCAUCUUGGAAGACCUGUGGUGGUGGGGCAGGAAACGUCCCUGGAAAAGGCUUUUAGAAAAAUCCGUUACACUGCCCCGAAAUGGCCUUUGGUACAUGAAAUGCACCCAGGAGGGAACAGGUGUUAGGUCAUGAGUACAAUUGAUUUUUUGUUAAAAACCUUAAAAUAUUCUUAAAUUUGUACAGCAGCCACACUGGCUUAUAUGUGUGUGAGAGUGUAAAGUGAUGAUCCAUUCUGGUUUCCUGUGCUCCCCAGCCCAGUUUCAAUAAGUUCUUCAGUGCCAUUGCCUCUGUUACCUGACCAGCCUUCACGGAAAUGUUCAUUUAAUUUAAUUUAAUUUAUCUUUCAAUGGGGUGUAAUUGGCCCAUCACUCAAGCUAUAGACUUGAGCCAUUACGAAAGUGGAGAAAGAUGUAUUAGAAACUGUUGACUACAUCUCUUUUACUUGAUGCCCAUUUUUCUUUUAGUCAUAUAUAAACAAACCAAAUCUGACUAAGACACUGCAUGCAAUUUUGCGAGUGGGAGGCCUAGUUUGAAAGAAUCAUUUAAGUAAGUACCGUGUAAGCAGUGACAGAGGUGGGGUAUAAAUAUUUUUCCAGACACUGACUAGUAUGAUCAUCUCCACAGUAAUAAACGCCUACCCUCUUAGAGAAGGUUAAUGCACACAGUAUGAUUUUACUAAUGUCUUGGUGUCAUAUCUAGGAGGAAAAUUACCCGGAGGAUGUUCGAAUCUAGAUCUUAGGGCACACUUUCAAGAAUAUCAAUUAAACUGGAACCUCAGAAAAAAAAAAAAAAGAA